AUGACGGAGAAGCUCGAUCACGGCUGCAGAGUCAUGUCCGUCAAUGGCGAAGUAGCUGCGACGAUCUACAAGCCUCUAGACAAUAACAGGCAAGAAAUUCGACUUCUCACGCUUCUUCCGCCUCGAGACCGAGAUGCAGAUAUUCACUGCACCCUUUCACACGCCAUGCUCAACACUUCAUCUGAGAAUCCAGAGUACGAAGCCCUAUCGUAUGUUUGGGGGGAGCCUGAUUUCUCGGAGCCGAUCAUUCUCAACAAUCACACUUUCUUCAUCACACCAAGCCUGAAAUACAUUCUAUCGUGCCUGAGGCAAAGACAAAAGGAUGGCCAGCCGCGAGUUCUUUGGGUUGAUGCGAUCUGCAUCAAUCAGUCAGAUGUCGAGGAGCGGGGUCAUCAAGUCGCUCUCAUGCGCGAAAUAUACUCAAAUUGCCAGCGAGAUAUCGCAUGGCUAGACCCGAUGAUAGGCACCAAAGACGUCAAGGCUCGUGAGCUCUACAGUCAUGCCGAUCUUGACGAAGAAGAAGAAUGGGUGCAAAAGGGCAUGGACUUGAUGCGCGAGAUCGCCGAGAAGAACCCGCAAACUCUGAAAGAACUACAAGAUCAGGCCCGGCAAGGUUAUCGUCUCCUCACAGGCUCGCAGCUCGUUCUCGGUGCCGUAUUCAGGCAGCCAACACUCUGGAGCCGGUUGUGGGAUGUCCUGAAAAGCCUCUUCAAAGACGAGCCAUACUUUGAUGCGUUCCACAUGGGCCGUGAGAGUAGUCAUUCUCCCUCAUAUUAUAAGGACUUUAGUGAAGUGUUCGUUCCCGUCAAGCUGAUUGAGGACCAACGCCGCCUCAUGUCACAGGGGUCCAAGCUCAUGGAUGUGCUUGUGCGAUUUCGCGAAAUGGAGUCCACAAACCCUCGGGACAAGAUUUUCGGGCUCCUUGGCCUGGUCACGGAAGAGCACGGUAUAAAUGUCGACUAUAUGACGUCAGUGCCAGAAUUGUAUCAACAGGCGACGGCCUCUUUAAUCAAUCUCGCCGGAAAUUUGGAUAUCCUUUGCCAAAACCCAUUUGAACGCCCGGAAGGGCCUACAGCGCUGCGAGAGGGAGAACAUAGAGUGCCAUCUUGGGUUGCUGAAUACGAUAGCAAGCGUCGGCAAUGCGCAACAAUGCUCUUUGCCCAGCGCGACAUCUUCAACGCUGGUGUCAGGAACUGCGAGACUCCAUGUCGACUCAUCGGCCCCGAAAAGGAUAUCCUGAUCACCAAAGGCACCAUUCUUGGAACAGUCGCACCUGUCCUCCAGAACGACAAACGCCUGUCAGCGUUCGAUGUCAUGAACCUUUACCUUGGCAAGGAAGUACUUGAGCAUCCCCAGGAGCAUCUGUAUGCCCCGAAAGUCGGCGGUAAAGAGAUAUUGACAGGCGAGACUGCAAUUCGUGCAUUCUGGCGAACGAUGGUAAAGGAUUGCACUCUCCCACCAAGAAUGCGUCGGUUGAGACAAACCGAAAUUGAGAGGUUGGAUGUUGAAAACCAAGAGCAGUUAAAAAGUGAAUGGGGCCCCCUACAGACAUAUCGUUUACAUUUUGGCAACAAAUACUCAAGAUCUGCAUUCGGUUACCAGCCCACCGAUGACGAGGAUCUCACUAAGCUUGAUAUCGAGGGUCAAAUUUCACAUCAUUACAGCCCUGGUAGCUUCAUGUUCGCGGUCACAGAUAAUGGUCUCUUUCUAGCAACGCGCUUUGCUGCGAAGGAGGGUGAUGUUGUGGCUGUCCUAGAUGGGGGAAAGGUACCUCUGGCGUUACGCAAGGUUGAACCUAGAGACGGUGUUGAAGGUGAGGUGUAUAUGGUUGUUGGUUCGACCUACGUGCAUGGUUUCAUGGACGGUGAGGCGGAGGCUAGUGUCACUGAAGGUUGGUUGCAGAAGCGGGAGAUUCUGAUCGCGUGA
Messenger RNA from Fusarium fujikuroi IMI 58289, 1926 nucleotides. Its product is annotated as related to heterokaryon incompatibility protein (het-6OR allele). Bases 1 to 1926 code for a protein of 641 amino acids. NCBI's taxonomy places the organism in Eukaryota, Fungi, Ascomycota, Sordariomycetes, Hypocreales, Nectriaceae. The transcript has 2 exons. The record is from RefSeq and is a predicted model, not a curated record.